Molecule: messenger RNA, 2298 nt
Organism: Loxodonta africana (African savanna elephant)
Lineage: Eukaryota; Metazoa; Chordata; Mammalia; Proboscidea; Elephantidae
Gene: LRCH4
Product: leucine rich repeats and calponin homology domain containing 4
Exons: 18
Coding region: 29-2017 (662 amino acids)
Molecular function (GO): protein binding
Source: RefSeq, a predicted model, not a curated record
GUCAGGCAGCGGAAGCCGCCGGGAGCGGAUGGCGGCGGCGGUAGCGGCCCCACUCGCGGCCGGGGGUGAGGAGGCGGCGGCCACGACCGCCGUUCCAGGGUCUCAGGGACUGCCCGGAAGCCGCAGUGCAGAGCGGGCCCUAGAGGAGGCCGUGGCCACUGGGACCCUGAAUCUGUCUAACCGGCGCUUGAAGCAGUUUCCCCGGGGUGCGGCCCGCAGCUACGACCUGUCAGACAUCACCCAGGCUGACCUGUCUCGGAACCGGUUCCCCGAGGUGCCCGAGGCAGCAUGCCAGCUGGUAUCCCUGGAGGGCCUGAGCCUCUACCACAACUGCCUGAGAUGCCUGAACCCAGCCUUGGGGAAUCUCACAGCCCUCACCUACCUCAACCUCAGCCGAAACCAGCUGUCACUGCUGCCACCCUACAUCUGCCAGCUGCCCCUGCGAGUGCUCAUUGUCAGCAACAACAAGCUGGGAGCUCUGCCUCCUGACAUCGGGGCCUUGGGAAGCCUGCGGCAGCUUGAUGUGAGCAGCAAUGAGUUGCAGUCUCUCCCACCAGAGCUGUGUAGCCUGCCUUCCCUGCGGGAUCUCAAUGUUCGGAGGAACCAGCUCAGUAUUCUGCCUGAUGAGCUGGGGGACCUUCCUCUUGUCCGCCUGGAUUUCUCCUGUAACCGUGUCUCCCGCAUCCCGGUCUCCUUCUGCCGCCUCAGGCACCUGCAGGUCAUUCUGCUGGACAGCAACCCUCUGCAAAGCCCCCCUGCCCAGAUCUGCCUGAAAGGGAAACUUCACAUCUUCAAGUACUUGUCUACAGAAGCUGGGCGGCGCCGGGGGUCUGCACUGGGGGACCUGGCCCCAUCUCGCCCCCCAAGUUUUAGUCCCUGCCCAGCUGAGGAUUUAUUUCCGGGACGUCGGUACGAUGGUGGGCUGGACUCAGGCUUCCACAGUGUUGACAGUGGCAGCAAGAGGUGGUCUGGAAAUGAGUCAACAGAUGAAUUUUCAGAGUUGUCAUUCCGGAUCUCAGAGCUGGCCCGGGAGCCUCGGGGGCCCAGGGAACGGAGGGAGGAUAGCCUUGCUGACGGAGACCCUGAGCAGAUUGACUUCAUUGACAGCCACGUGCCUGGGGAGGACGAAGAUCGGGGUGCUGCAGAGGAGCAGCGGCCACCAGAAUUAAGCCCUGUGGCAGGGGAUGGGGAGAGGGCACCAAGCAGCAGGCGGGAGGAGCCGGCAGGGGAGGAACGGCGGCGCCCAGACACCUUGCAGUUGUGGCAGGAGCGUGAGCGGCGCCAGCAGCAGCAGCAGCAGCAGAGUGGAGUGUGGGGGACCCCCAGGAAGGACAAUUUUCCGAAGCUGGGCAUCAAGGCUGCUGGGGGAGGCGCUGCUGCCCCAUCUACUCAGCCCACUUCCAACAGCACGUCUAAGUCCACUGCUACCCAAGUAGGGGCUCUAGGGGGACAGGGAACUCCUGCCCCUGCCCCUGUCCCUGCCCCUGCCCCCAUCUCCCAGGAGGCUCUUCCUAGAGCUGGACCAGCCACAGCGCCUGCACACCGGCCGCUCGGCUCCAUUCAGAGACCAAACAGCUUCCUCUUCCGCUCCUCCUCUCAGGGCAGCUCAGGCCCUUCCUCACCAGACUCUGUCUUGAGACCUCGGCGUUCCCCCCAGGUUCUGGACGAGAAGGAAUUAAUUGCUCAACUGCGCCAGGUUCUUGAGUCCCGGCUACAGCAGCCCCUGCCUGAGGACCUGGCGGAAGCUCUGGCCAACGGGGUCAUCCUAUGUCACCUGGCCAACCGGCUCCGGCCCCGCUCCGUGCCCUUCAUUCAUGUGCCCUCACCUGCUGUGCCAAAACUUAGUGCCCUCAAGUCUCGGAAGAAUGUGGAGAGUUUCUUAGAAGCCUGUCGAAAAAUGGGGGUGCCUGAGGAGUCCCUGUGCCAGCCCCACCACAUCCUGGAAGAGGAGGGGGCCCCGGGAAGGGGUCUCCCCUACAUCGCUGCUGUCGUCCAUGCACUGCUGGAACGGUCUUAGGGGGUGAGGUAGGGGCACAGGGCCCCAAAGUGCCGGGCCCCAGGAACCGAAAAGAUGGACAGCGGUCUGGGCGCUGCUGCUACCAACAAGGACUCUGGUGCGAGGCCCUGGCCCUGUUCUUGAGCACCCCUCCGGCCUGAGGGGUUGGAAGCAUGGCCCUUUGAGGAAGACGGGGCCUUGCACCUCUGGGUGUAGCCAGGGUCUGGGAUGGAAGACGGGGCGCUGGAUGUUAUGUCUGUGUCAAGCGCAAUAAAAGAAGCCGGAAGACCUCUUGGUUGAGC